This is a messenger RNA of Linderina pennispora, 750 nucleotides long. RefSeq names its product CHAP-domain-containing protein. The transcript has a single exon. The coding region runs from base 13 to 717 and encodes 234 amino acids. The record is from RefSeq and is a predicted model, not a curated record. Lineage: Eukaryota; Fungi; Kickxellomycota; Kickxellomycetes; Kickxellales; Kickxellaceae.
UCAUCAUCUGCAAUGAAAGCUACCACAAUAAUAUCUUUUUGUCUCAGCUCCUUCGCAGUGCUGGCAAGCGCCUACCCGAUCUACAAAGCCGAUGUAGUCAACUGCCGUUCAAGCCCUGGUACAUCUGGAGCGGUUGUCAAGACCUACAAGAUAAACACUGACGUCGAGCUCACUUGUCAGACAUCGGGUGAGACCAUCAAUGGCAACGCUCUGUGGGACAAGACGAGCGACGGCUGCUACGUCGCUGAUUACUACAUAAAGACUGGGUCCACCGGUUAUGUUGCCUCAGAGUGUAGCGCCGGUGGCUCUGGUGAAAGCGGAUCUGCAGGCCCUAUUACCGACGACUACCCGUAUAAAGGACAGUGCGACAGCGUCGACCCUUGGGGAUAUUACAUAUGUCAGUGUACAUCCUUUGUUGCAUUCCGUGUCAACAAGCGGCUUGGCGUAAAGUUCCACAACUACUACAAAGGCCCAAAUUGGGGGAAUGCAAACACAUGGGAUGAGGCCGCGCGCAAGACUGGCGUCGCUAUGAACAGCACGCCAAACCCAGGUGCAGUUGCCCAAACAAACGCUGGUGUCUAUGGCCACGUAGCUUGGGUAGCAAAGGUCUCUGGAAACAGCGUUGUCGUAGAGGAAUACAAUCACAGCGGAACGAGGCGGUAUAGCACACGCACUGUCCCCAAGAGUUCAUUCGACAAUUACAUCCAUCUCAAAUAGGCCAUUCUUUAAUUAACCACAUAUAAUACCCAG